AUGGGUCUCACCGUGACCAUCAAGGGCGGCGCCGAGCCGACGCUCGACGACGUGCACGCCCAGCAGGCGAGACGCCCCUCGGCCGCCGAGGCCAUCGCAGAGGACCGUCGGAGGAAGAGCGUCAGCGACAAAGCCAUCACCGGCGCCUCUCAGAUCACCACCCGCCAGUCCAUCGUUCCAGUCACCCUUGUUACCGUGCUCUUCUUCCUCUGGGGCUUUGCGUACGGCUUGCUCGAUGUCUUGAACUCGCGCUUCCAGGUCGCCCUCAACAUCACCCAGGGCGAAUCCUCCGGCCUUCAAGGUGCUUACUUCGGAGCGUACUUCAUCGGCCCCCUCACCUACUCGGGCUGGUUCGUCAGGCGCUUCGGCUACCGGUACACCUUCAUGCUGGGCCUCAGCAUCUACUGCGUCGGCGCCCUCAUGUUCUGGCCCGCCGCCGUCAAGCGCUCCUUCGGCGGCUUCUGCGGCGCCAUGUUCAUCGUCGGCAGCGGCCUCUCCACGCUCGAAACGUCAGCGAACCCGUACAUCGCCGUGUGCGGCCCGCCCAAGUGGAGCGAGUUCCGCCUCGAGCUCUCGCAAUCCUUCCAGGCCGUCGGGUCCGUCGUCGCGCCCGUGCUAGCCUCGUACGUCAUCUUCAAGAACGUGGGCGAGGACGGCAAGUCGCUCGAGUCGGUGCAGUACGUGUACCUCGGCAUCGCCGCCUUCGUCGGCCUCCUCGCCAUCGUCUUCUACUUCGCGCCCAUCCCCGAAAUCACCGACGCCGACAUGGCCGACCAGGCCGAGCUCACCACCGCCGCCACCGGCUUCGUCGACAAGCCGCUGCGCAGGCAGUACACGCUCUUCUGGGGCGUCGCCGCCCAGUUCUCCUACGUCGGCGCCCAGGUCGGCAUCGCCGGCUACUUCAUCAACUACUUCACCCAGGCCCGCCCGGACAUCCCGCUCCAGCGCGCCCAGCACCUCGGCGCGAACUUCUACGCCAUCGCCCAGGCCCUCUUCGCCACCGGCCGCUUCGCCGCCGCGGGCCUCAUGUACUACGUCAAGCCGCGCCUCGUCCUGCUCGCCUUCCAGACCCUCAUCAUGGUCUUCAUCGUGUGCGCCAUCGCCGUCGACAGCGGCGACGGCACGAGCGCCAACUGGGCCGGCCUCGCCAUGCUGAUGCUCGUGCUCUUCUUCGAGAGCUGCAUCUUCCCCACCAUCUUCACGCUGUCUUUGCGCGGCCUCGGUCGCCACACCAAGCGCGGCGCGUCGUUCAUCGUCGCGUCCAUCUGCGGCGGCGCUGUCGUGCCCGCCAUCUUGGGGAAUGUCGCGGAUCGCACGGGCACGCGGCAUGCGAUGGUCGUGCCGCUGGCGUUUUUCGUCGUCGCGUGGAGUUUCCCCAUCUAUCUGAAUGUGUUCAAGGCGAAGGAGCUGGAUGCGUAUCGGGACAGCCAUGUGGGGGUUGAGGGGGGCGCUGCUGCGGCGGCGGAUGGGGAUGCGCCGGUCAAGACGAGGGAGGAGGCGUUGUUUGAGAAGGAUGUCGAGGCGAGUCAGUUGGAGGUCGUGAAGUCAGGGGAGUGA
Diplodia corticola is the source of this 1557-nucleotide messenger RNA. Its product is annotated as glucose galactose transporter. Bases 1 to 1557 code for a protein of 518 amino acids. The record is from RefSeq and is a predicted model, not a curated record. Lineage: Eukaryota; Fungi; Ascomycota; Dothideomycetes; Botryosphaeriales; Botryosphaeriaceae. Gene Ontology annotation, biological process: transmembrane transport. Gene Ontology annotation, molecular function: transmembrane transporter activity. The transcript is spliced from 4 exons.